Aphanomyces invadans is the source of this 1729-nucleotide messenger RNA. RefSeq lists its product as hypothetical. Lineage: Eukaryota; Oomycota; Saprolegniomycetes; Saprolegniales; Verrucalvaceae. The transcript has 5 exons. Gene Ontology annotation, molecular function: acyl-CoA oxidase activity; FAD binding; fatty acid binding. The record is from RefSeq and is a predicted model, not a curated record. Gene Ontology annotation, cellular component: peroxisome. The coding region runs from base 1 to 1689 and encodes 562 amino acids. Gene Ontology annotation, biological process: lipid homeostasis; fatty acid beta-oxidation using acyl-CoA oxidase.
AUGGAUGCCACUUUGACGGGGGUGCUCCGCGGGUCGGUGGAAAGGAACGCUCGGCGCAAGCGAUGGCUGUCCAUGAUACAUAAGCUCCCACGAGAGGAGGGGCUGAACCAUGUGGAGGAGUACUCACUUGGAUUGCAAAAGAGCGCUCGUUUCAUCACGUUUGUGCGAGCUCAUGGAAUUCACGACGUGGACGAGCAAGAAGACCUCGCCGAAGGCUUGGGCGACGUGCUGCCCAUCGAUAUGCACCGAAAGAUGUUCAUCCCAGCAUUAUAUCUGUCCAUGACCCCAGAACAGCUGCAAACGUGGCUUCCUUUGGCCUUGUCGUACAGAAUACUAGGAGCGUAUGCCCAAACCGAACUCGGACACGGAUCAAACGUCCAAGGCAUUGAAACUACUGCUACGUAUGACGCAUCUUCCCACACAUUUGUCCUGCAUUCGCCAACGUUGACCAGUCGAAAGUGGUGGCCGGGUGGGAUGGGAAAGACAGCCAACUUUGCCGUCGUUUACGCUCGGCUACUGUCCAAGGCAGUCGACUUUGGAGUCCACGCAUUCCUUGUGCAGCUGCGUGAUCUGGCAACCCAUCAAUCGCUUCCAGGAAUUUCGCUGGGCGAUAUCGGGCCCAAGGUGGCUUUCAACAUGGUCGACAACGGAUACUGCGUGUUUGACCACGUCCACGUGCCUGCGUCCCAGCUGUGCUUGGCCACUGCACGGGUGCGUUGGCAACGUCGGGUCGACGGCCGCUUCGACCUCAUUCCAUUCCUGGGAACGCCAUCCGAUACCAAAUGGACGUACAUGCCCAUGGUAAAAACCCGCGUCUUUUUGGUGGCCAAGUGCGCUCGAUUCCUCGGUCGUGCCAUCGCGUUCUCGUCAGAGAACCCCACGGCGUCGCUCUUGCCACACGCUGGACUGGCCUUCGCCGCCGCUUUCGCUGGACACCAACUCCUCCAAUCCUAUCAGGUCGUGAUGGCAAAACGCGCGCAGCGAUCCGCUCACCAAACCUGCAGUGAUCAGGAGGAGCUUUCCGCCCUCGCUGCGCAACUGCAUGCCACGUCCAGCGGGUUGAAAGCGUUUGUGGCGUCCGAUGUCGUCGACGGCAUUGAAUGUUGCAUGCAGAACGUUCCUAGCUCGUUCUUGACGCGGUUGCGAUGCGACAUUGUGGGGGCGUCGACGUAUGAAGGGACGUUCGAUGUGCUGGUGCAGCAACACGCAGCCUUCCUCGUCAAGACACGAAAAGGCGAGCAGAGAGAGCACCUCGACUUACCACGAAGCAAAGAUUGGAAGUCGCUGGAUACGUUGGUCAGGUCGUUUCACAUUCGAGCGCAGGAAAUGCUGCAGGCCUACGGCGCCACGUCACGACUGUCUAUGGCACGCGCCACGAGAUUGUCGGUGGUUCAUUCGGAAGCGGCACUGCUACAAGCCAUGCACGAUCUCAUCAUGAGGGUGCAGUCGCCCGAGGCAGCGGCGUCGCUGACGAGGCUGGGGCGUGCGAUGGCAUAUCGAUGGAUGGCGAAAGGUCUGCACGAGUUCCGAUGGAACGGAUGGCUGUCGUCCUCCGACGGACACGACAUUAUUCACCACCUGAUCGAUCCAACGCCACGGGAAUGUCGAGAAUGGUUGGCUGUCAUGGCGAGUUGGGACUUUACGCAGGACGAAGUUCCAGUGACGGGUUUACUCGAAGGAAAACUGUAACGCAAUUAAUGCGACUGCAGUCGCAGGAUCUGCCAGAGCA